UCAGCGACAACAACAGAUGCAAUUACCUCUAGCUUGCCUACCAGAGUAUUCAGCAGUGCCUUGGCCUCCACCUCUACCAGCAAGGUGCCCAAAGACACGACUUCAAGCGCUGUUCAUGUGUCAACCUAUGUCGCGACUGGUGUCUUCAUCUCUACCCUAGCUAGUGUCACAGCAAGUAAAUCGACUUCAGCCUCUACCAGCGUGUCAACCACUGUGUCUACAAGUGUCUACAACAUUUCCUCUGCUAACUUUCCAAUCAGUGUUUCUGGAACUGCCUCGCUCUUAACCCAGGCAAUUGCCUUAUCCAGUAAGUCGACCUCUACCGCUGCUAACUUGUUAAGCAAAGUGUUGCCAACAGUCUCGCCCUAUAAAUAACUUCGGUCACAAAAUUUAUUUAUUUGUUUGCCGUCAACUUUUACGCAUGGUUUUAUAUGUUACCCAGAUUCAUGUAAUGAAUCUGAAAAUCUUAGUAAGUUCGUCUGAUAAGACGGCAAAAUGAAACAACUUGGAGCUUGAAGUACACCAGAUACAGGUUAAGGUUAGCUUUUUUAAAGAAUGAUUCUACAUAUCAAGGCUACCAGUGCUAGCGUUGUAAACGAAAACCUAAAGUCAGAUGUUGGUGUUGACUGAUCUGUGGGAUGGCGUUAUUUUAUGUUGUCUGAAACACGAUUUUCAAAUGAUUUAUGAAAAGCUCGAAGUGAUUUCCCCAAAAUAAUUUUGACAUAACAUAAAAGUGUGAUGCUCUUAGUGUUUUCCCUUUCAAUCUUAAAAAAUUCUGAUCAAAGACACAUGAUGAAAAUCGUCGCUUUUUUCAACUACCUCUCGAGAUAAACAGGUAGCCGUACGCUUUAGCUUUUUUAUAAUUACUCAAACUGUUGUGAUAUACUGAAAAUAUUACAUAUUUUGGUCAACGACAAGUUAUACUUGAAAUGUUAGCAAGAUGCUCUUUUUCUAGCGCGGUUGUUUUGAAACGCGAGUCAAGCGAAUCAUAGUAAAUUUCAACCCUGUUUUUGCCUUGCAAAAUCGACGGCGGGCCGUGAAACGGUUUUCCGAAACGAACGGAUCUUUCGAAGAAAAAACUACAUAGCGUUUAUACACUUACUUAAGUCUACCAGUAUGCAAAAGAAGAGCGAUUUUGAUUUUUUGAGCUUUGCCGCACUUUGGUUGAUAUUUGCAUGGAGUUGCUCUUAACCAGUGUGUCGGCAGGUGUCUUCGCCUCCAGACCGACUAGUGUUUCGCAGAAAAACUCGAACUCUCCCUCUCCUGACUUGUCAGUAAGUGUGACACCAAAAGUCCCGGUAUUAACACCCACCAGUUUGACGAACAGCAACUCAAACUCUACCUCUGUCAACUUGUCAACCAGUGCGUCGCCAAGUGACUCGACUUCUGCAAUUAUCUUGAGCACUUCAUCGAUCAUUUUACUGCCCAGUAAACUGACCUCUACAUCAGUUAACCUGACAACCAGAGCGUCACUAAGUGUCUCGGCCUCUAUCCCGCCCAGUGUCCUGCCCAAUAACUCCGCCUUUCCUCUACUACGUUGUCAAACAGUGGGGGGUCCUUAAGUUUUCUGCCCCUCACUCCAACUAGAGUGAGCUCCAGUAACUCCACCUCUACCACAGCUAACUUGUCAUCCAUGUUAUCGCCUAGUGUUUCGGCCGCCACAUCGAUUAGUUGGACGCCCAGUAACAAGACCUCACCUUCUGCUUAUAUGUCAAACACCGAGUCCUCGAAUGUCUCGGUAGUUAUACCUUCUGGUUUCAUACCCAGCAACCCGACAUCUCCCUCUACUAACUUGCUAACCAGUGCGCUGGGCUACCAAGUGUCUUUUUAACGACGCCGACCAGUCUGACGAAAAGCAACUCAAACUCUACCUCUGUUAACUUGUCAAUCAGUGCGUCGCCAUGUGACUCGACUUCUACAGUUAUUUUGCGCAUUUCAUCGAUCAGUGUACUGCCCAGUAACCCGACCUCUACAUCAAUUAACUUGACUACCAGGGCCUCACCAAGUGUCUCGGCCUAUAUCCCGCCCAUUUUCCUGCCCAAUAACUCCACCUCUUCCUCUACGGCUACCAACGGUCUCGGCAACGACGCUGACCAGUCUGACGAACAGCAACUUAAACUAUCCCUUUGCCAACUUGUCAACUAAAGCAUUAGCAAGUGUCUCGGCCUCCGCGUUGUCCAAAUUGACGCAAAGUAACUUGACCUGUACCUCGACUUAAUUAUCAACCAGUGUGUCGCUAAAUGUUUGGACCGCGUUUGACUCCCGGUUAUUCGACCAGAGUUUCAAACAUUACCCAACCUGUGUGACGCGCAGUCUGUCAAACACAACCUCUAACUUGUCAAACAGUGCUUCUUCAAGUGUCUUUCCCCAGUGUAAUGCCCAAUACCUCCACCUCCACCUCUACUGACUUGUCAACCAAUGCGUUACCAAGUGUAUCUUCGUUUAAAUCCACUAGAGUGACUACCAGUAACUCCACUGCUCCUUUUGCUAACAUGCUUUGGCAAGUGUCUUGGCCUUUACGCCGACUAAUUAGACACUGAGAAGCCCAAACUUUAGUUCAGCUGAUUUUUUAACCANUCCCCAGUGUAAUGCCCAAUACCUCCACCUCCACCUCUACUGACUUGUCAACCAAUGCGUUACCAAGUGUAUCUUCGUUUAAAUCCACUAGAGUGACUACCAGUAACUCCACUGCUCCUUUUGCUAACAUGCUUUGGCAAGUGUCUUGGCCUUUACGCCGACUAAUUAGACACUGAGAAGCCCAAACUUUAGUUCAGCUGAUUUUUUAACCAGUGGGUCACUGAGGUUCUCAACUUCAACCCCGACAAGUUUCACGACAGGUUUGGCGAACGACAACUCGACCCUUUAAAUAUGCUAACUUUUCAACCAGUGCUUUGCAAAAUGUCUCUGCCUUUACUCUGGCCAUUGUGACACCUAGUAACUCGACCUACACCUCAGCUUACUUGUCACUCAGUGCGUCAUCAAGUGUCUGGCAUCUGCCCUGCAGCCUUUGACAAGCACCACCUCUACCUCUAUAUCUGCAAUCUAUUCCACCACUGGUUUUCGAGGAACCUCGUCCCGAUUAGAGAAACACCCAAAAACUCAACCUUUGUCGCAGCAACGCCCCCCCCAGUGUUUUUUUUUAGUGUAUUGGUCUUAGUGUCACGCAAAGUAAUUUGACUUUUUUUUGUCUGCUAGCUUGUCAAACAUUGCGUCACGAAAUAUCUCGGCAUCAAGCGCUACCAAUGUCUUGAUCUUUAUAUCAGCCAGAUUGACGCCUUGGAGUAAUGUAAAAUCGUCUUUCAAGGUUUCUUAAAAAUCAUAACAUUCUCUCUGUCAAUCAGUAUGGUUUUCGCAAGCAUCACUCCACUGCUUAUGCUCUAGCUUGUUUAUAUGAUAUUUCAAAAUUAGAGCAUCAUGGUGUUCUAGGCACUGCACUUAGAUGGUUCAAAAGCUAUCUAAGCAAUGGACAACAAUAUGUGGAAUUUAAUGGUAUCAGUUCAGAGACUUGCGAAAUAAAGUGUGGGGUGUCUCAGGGCUCUAUACUAGGCCCCUGCUCUUUCUGCUCGGUAUACAUGAUCUGUGCAAUGUGUCAAUGCGACGCUCAGGAAUGUAUCAAAGUUUACAUUUUUGGGACAAGAUUGGGCACGCUGAGUCUGUAGGCUUUCGGUUUUAUUCGGCUAUUUCACGAAGUGAGAGCCGAAUUAGUUCGAGCUAUCUCGAGAUCACUUCGUUUUCUUUGAUAUAUUCUUUAACUUAUUCGAGGAAGAGAGAAUUAGUAUUUUGGCUUUCCCGGGGUUUGAACCCACUCACCUGUGUGCCGAUUGCGCUACUGCGACCCAACGUAGUUCGGGAUUUGAAAAAUAGCCAUGAAAUUAUGCACUAGUUGGGCGCGCAAGUUCGUGACUUUUCGGCUUGUUUCGGCUAUUUCACGAAAUGAGACCGGACUGCUUCGUGAUAUCUUGAGAUCACUUCGAGUUAUUCGAGGAAUAAAUAGAGGAUAUUACAUGGCUGCGCAGAGACACGAAAUUUCUCUUCGAGUGUUGAAAAACAUUUCACGAGUGAGUGCUCCUUUCGAACUGUUUUAUGAUGAAUUUAAGGUUACAAUAUGCUGCAAAAAGACGUUUUGUCUUUGUUGAGUUGGAAAAUUGUUACGUUGGAAAAUUGCUUUCAUGCGUUGUGUGACUUUCUCGAACGUUCUUUACGUUUUUGGAUUAUUCAAGAAUAAUUAAUUAGGGUAUGUUUACAAUUCAGCACGAGUCAGUAGAUUUGCUUCAGUUACUGAAAUCAUAAAAUAUGUCGAAAAGCUACUACUAUUGGCCUGUUUAAAAUUUCUAGAACCUUAUGUCAAACGGUAUACAAGUUCCAAGCGAGUUCUUUUGACGAACUAAGUUUUUUUCCACGAGCUGGAGUGCUAUGUUCAGUCAAGGGUGACGAAGGUCGAUUUUCAAGUUCUGUGUUUACAAGUUGGCGGAAGCCGUAAGAUAUCUGAAGUUCAAGUGAGAGUUUGUUAUUAUUGGCAGAGGCUGUUUAGUUGUACUUAAGUUCAAGUCAAGUUUGUGUUGGUGGAUGCUGUGUUUUAAAGCUCUGUAAAGACUAUGUUUUUUGGGUAUUAAGAGCAAUUGUCUGUAAGAAUCAAGCAAAGUGGAAAAUGAAAAAUUUUGACCCCCCCCCCCCCUCAAAUUUUGCAUGCAAUUAGAUAUUGUUGGGGGAUGUCUACAGAAGUCAUACACAAGUCCUUAGCAAGCCAAGCCACAUUUUAUAAACACGCACGCUUCCACUUUGUAUUUACGGCGUAUUUCUUCAUUAGAUGUCAUCAGUCGCUCCAGAGAGAGUUAAACCUCAUUAGUUUUUGGUCAUUAAGCCAAGCAUUGGAAUUAUCUACGUAUUAAAAUCCAAAAUCUCAAGUCCAGAAGCUCAGAAAGCUGAACUAGUAGUCACUCGUGGACAUCCCCGUGAACAUGCAACCUCCCCUGGUCAGCGGUGUUAAUCGAUGCAACAUAAACAAUUUCCGUGAAUUUCCUGUCAUUUCUGGUAAGAUUCUUUUUCCUCACUUCCCGGAGAUAACGGGGAAAAAGGAUUGCCUGAUCGAAGGUUACAUCUGCCUUGCUUAGAGGGUCAAACGAAAUUAUUCUUUCUCAGUGAAUGUAAUCGUGAUUUUUCUACCUAUCUGCAAACUUACGGGCUCAGCAAAUUUCGGAAAGGUAUUUAAUACCGAUGGAGUUAACUUCCUACCGUCUGCCAUGCAGUUAAGUUCAUUUUAUUUUCUUCACUCUUCUGUUAAGUACUAGGGGGAAUAGCACCAAGUGUCUCCUAUGGCGGCUCACCAUAGGAUUUGAAGCAUGUUGUACUAACACAAAUUCGUAACUUGUACUUUGAAAUACAGUAAUUAGAAAAUCUGGAACACCGGAAUGUUGGGAACAUGGACUUGACAUAUUUAAACAUGGGAGAACGCUUAAAAAAAAAAAAAAAGAAUUCGGCUGUCGGAUACGUACAUACAUACAUGCAUACUAGUUUACUGUGGAAUUACACUUAGCCAAAAGCAAGACACGUCACUUUUUCCUGGCCCUUGAAUAUUAUGAUUACAUGAGGAGCAUAUUGUUUUGUAAGAGAUUCCGUACCUUCUUUUGGAGUUUUCGAUUUUACACUUGUCGACGCAAAUAGCUGCAGAAUUUGUUGUCUCCCGACACGACAGACUGUCCCUGGGUUCUGGUUAAAAAAAAAACUUUAAGCCUAUACCUGUACUUCAAGUCUCUAGCUUUUGAUAUUCGGUAUUAGGUGAAUGAAUUUAAUUAUUACAAGUGACGUUAAAUUAUCAAUAUGAGUAAACAUUGUGCUGAAAUUAUAUUGCGCUUAUACAUUCUGUUGCCUUUUUAUUCGUCUUAUUAUUCUACAAUAGUUAUAUUUCGCCUGCGUGGCCGGCGUAGAAAGGGGUUGAGGCGGGGGUAGGAAUUUAUGUAAGCGUGAUCCAAUAGAAACUCCGUGCAGGCUAAGCUACAUAUCCUAACUUGAGAGAAAGUCUUGGGGUCAGCAUUCAAAUGAAAAGCGGGGAAAGGUGGGAAUGUACUUGCAAUAAAGUGGCCAAACUACAUGUACUUGCAAGAAGACAAGUCGUCUAAGUAAAGUGUCAUUUCGCAAAAGGCUUUGUGAACUAUUUACAACCCAAAUAAUGACUCAAAAGGAAUAGCGAUCUACUGGCAGAUGGAACCUCUAACGAAGAGUGCAGACGAAAUUAAUGUUGCUAGCAAUACACAAGCUGAGAAAUUACAGGUUCUCAAAUAACUUCUAGUCUAAGUUCCCUAAAUUUCGUUGUUCCAAAUUUUUGUUUUCCCCUUAGUACUUUACAAAAGAGAGAAGAAAAAAAAAAGAACUUUAGGAAGUCAACUUCUUCAUCGGUAAUACCUUUCCAAAAUUUGAUGAGCCCGUAAUUUUGCAGAUAGGUAGAAACAUCACGAUUACUUUCACCAAGAAGCAUAAUUUCGUUUCACUCUCUGAGCAAGGUAGGGAUGUAAACUUCGAUCAGGCCUUCCUUUUUCCCAUCUUCGGGAGGGGAAGGGAAAAGGAUUUUAUUUCUUCCGGAAAUAUGUUUGUUUACGCUGACCAGGAGAGGUUGCAUGUUCACGGGAUGUCAACGCGUGUCUACUUCAGCUUUCUAAGCUUUUGGACUCAAAGUUUCGUAUUUUAUUAAAUAGGUAUGUAAUUCCGAUUUUUGGCUUAAUGACUAAAACCUAAUGAGGUUUAACACUCUCUGGAGCGACUGAUGGAAUCUAAGGAAAAAAUACGCCGUAAAUGCAAAGUGGAAGCGUGCGUGUUUACAAGAUGUGGCUUGGCUUGCUAAGGACUUGUGUGUGACUUCUGUAUCGGCUUCUGUAUCACUUUAUAACUUGUUGUAAGUGACUGAGUAGACUAACAAUGCUUUACAAUGGGAAACAGCACAACCGGGCACAUGGCAAUGGUUCGAGAAACCGAGUGAUCGUUGAAUAUAAAUGCUACGCUACAAGCGGUGCAUUCUUAGACAUCCCCCCACAGUAUCUAAUUGCAUGCAAAAUUUGAGGGGGGAUUAAAAUUUUUCAUUUCCCAUUUUGUUUGAUUCUUGCAGAGAAUUGCUCUUAAUCUCCCUUGUGUUAAUCCGAUAUCCCUGCGUGCUGAAUAAUUAUCCUCAAAACAUUCGAACUCGAACAUUGAGUUUUAGCCAAUUCCAUAAUUGACUCCUUACCCAUGCCUUACAUAUCUUUAAUCAGUACAUGAGACUGCUAUGCUGUCUAAGGAGACAAACACUUGAUAUUUCUAUUCAAAUUGACAGCAAUGUUAUUGAACGUGUGAAGGAAACAGCACUUUUAGGUGUUAUCCUCAAUGAGCAUUUGUCAUGGAAGCCUCACAUUCUUAGCGAUUCUAGAAAAAUAUCAAAAUCAAUAGGCAUUAAUUAAGCUUACGCUCUUUGUACUAUACGUCUAGUUUAUCCUUACUUAAUUUAUUGUGUAUCAGUAUGGGGAUCAACAUAUCAAGGUAAUUUAAGUCGGAUUAUUAUUCUGCAAUAAAAGACAAUCAGAACAAUAUCUAAAGUUUCUUUUGAUUCUCAUACUGGUGUUCUAAAAAAUUCUCGGACAUUAAUUUAUACCAGAAAGGUAAAGUUAUGUAUCUUUUUAAAAGAGGUUUACUUCUUAAUUAUUUGCGUGAUAUGUUUACUCUUGGAAGCAAGAUCCAUUCCUAUAAUACAAGAAAUUCCAGCCCUUUUUAUAUACCUCAUUGUCGAGCUAAUUUUUCAAAAAUUCUCAAUUUGGUUUCAAGGUCCUAAGUUUUUCAACUCGCUAAGGCCUGGUUCAGAUGCCUGACUUUUCAUGAGCCGAAGCUAGUUCGAAUUAAGGCUGAGGCAAAUUAUUUAGACCUGAUGAAUUGAUUCAGGUGCCGAUCUUAAUUGCAGCUGAACGAAAAUUGCUCAUUUCGGUCAAACUGCCUGCAAAAUACGUUAUAAUAAUUUAUGCAUAAUUAAGUUCGGCGUCUGAAGCAAAGCCGUUCCAAAGGCGCCCCAAAUGCGAAAUUCCCGGCUGGGCUAGGCGAAAAGAACGGCUGAGCUGUUCCAAAUUGAAACAGGUGUUCCUAAUUGAUUCAGACGCCGAACUUUUCAUGUACUUAAUACAAUGUAUUAGGUUCGGCUCGUAAAAAGUUCAGCGUCUGAACCGAGCCUAAGUCGUAAAAUUCAAAACAGUACAAGUAUCAGUUUGUUUAGCAAAAGACUUUUAAAAAGUCCCUUCUUUCGUAGUCAAAUAUGCUCUUUGUUGACCUAUAAAUUGUACAUAUUUUUAGGAAUUUUAGAUUCUUAAGUCUUAAUUAUGAUAAUUUUACUUUAUUUUAAUUAGCUUUGUUUUAGUGUCCCCAAUUAGUACUGUAAUGUAGUAGAAUUUUAUGACACUUAAAUAAAGGUUUCAUCAUCAUCAUCAUCAUAUAACUUUUCUUUUACUUUGUUCCUUUUUCAUUUUUCCUUUUCUUUUCUUUUCUUCACUUUUAAAAGAUUAAUCCAUUUUUCAUUCAGUACCCUUCACUCACAUGGUUUACCCUAUAGUUCCAGGAAGCCUAUAGUUUAUAAGCCCCCGGCUUCUAUAUAGGCUUCCUUCUCAUUACCACUUAAAACAUUUAAUUUUGUUAAUAAUUUUAGUUAAAAAAGUGUAUAUUACCUUUAAUGUAUUAUAAAUUUCUUGUUAAUUGUUGUUGUAUUUAUAUGCGGUUAAUAAUGGCACAAAUAAACGAAUGAAUGAAUGAACUCUACUUCGGCUAACCUGACAUCAAGUACCUCGCCAAUUUGAAUCUUGUGUAGUUAUGUUUUCAGAUAUUUAUUUGUUGUCAAUCUUUACCAUGUCCUUCUCUCCUCAGACACUAAUGACUGUUAUCCAAACCCGUGUCUGAACAACGGAACAUGUACAGACGGACUGAAUAACUACACCUGCACUUGCGUGCCUGGCUUUGUAGGGAAGAAUUGCUCAAAUAGUAAGUCUUUUAACAUCAAGUCUUAGUAUUGAGAUUUUCGGAUUCAGUCUGAAAAGUGAAUGGUAAUAUUAUUUCAAGUGAAUCGGCGCACGACCUCGCUCGUUCCUUUUGGAAAAGUCAUUUUAAAUAACUUACAGAUAUGAAGUUUCCUUACCUCCUUUAAAACUUAAAUACUUAAAUACAACCAUCCCUCUUGAUCUUACAAAGGAAAAGGGAAAACAAUACAUAAUUAUGCCUCGGUUAUUACUAAUUUGGGCAAGAUUACUUUUAACAGAAUUUUCCUUCUGGGGUGCCCUUGUGGAAUAAAACUGAAUGCCCUCAAUUAAUGUGCAAUGUGAAUCUUGUAUAGUUACUUUUCCAUGUAGAUAUGGAUAUUUUAUUGUGGUCAAUCAUUACGAUGUCCUUCUCUCCUCAGACACUGGUAACUGUUAUCCAAACCCGUGU
Molecule: messenger RNA, 9423 nt
Organism: Porites evermanni
Lineage: Eukaryota; Metazoa; Cnidaria; Anthozoa; Scleractinia; Poritidae
Source: the annotation of a GenBank genome assembly